This is a messenger RNA of Podarcis lilfordi (Lilford's wall lizard), 18267 nucleotides long. The record is from the annotation of a GenBank genome assembly. NCBI's taxonomy places the organism in Eukaryota, Metazoa, Chordata, Lepidosauria, Squamata, Lacertidae.
AUGGAAGUGGGACAUGAAGUAAUAAUCACUUCAGUUCAGGCCUUGCAGAAUGGUUAUACACCAAACCAAGUGGAAAAUUGUGAUCUAUUGGAGCUAGCAGAUGCUUGUAAGUUUCUUCUUCAUUCAAUGUUUAUAUUUUAUAGUAAGAGCAACUUAUUUUAAUAAUUGUUAGAAGGGGUGGAAGCUGACCUAUAGAAUUUUGAUGUCUAUAUGCACUGGCGUUGACACCUGCAUAAGUUGUUCGACAAGCUUUUUUACAUGGACAAAUAGGGCAGAGAGAGAGAAAUGCAAAACUGCAUUGGCACGAACUUUAUUAAGUAGGUUCUUUGUGGUAACAUGCAGGAAGUGAAAUUGUUUUCAGGUUGAAAGUAUUUCUCAAUUAUUUCAUGCACCAGUAAUCUUUAAGGUUUAGGCUUGUUUGGUCUCCCUUUUAGUCAUUGAAGUGAGAUGAAGUUCCAGAUGUCAAGGGGGAGAUGGUGAAAUUUCCCCUGGAACCCACAAGCUUCUACCUUCCCCUUCCUGUUGCUCAAGUUAGUAAUGAAAGUUUCGGGCAAAUGCCACAUCUCUAAGUAGUUUGUUAUUGGGUAGUUUUGUGGCGUUCGCUAGACCAGUCUGCGUGUCGUAAACCAAAUGGGCUUUCCAUCUCCCCACCGUCAAAUAAUGCUCAGCUGGCUUUCAGUUUUUGUCUGGCUCACUCAGUCAGUUUGAGACAGGGAUGUCUGAAUAAAUCAUUGCUGGGGGACUUGUGGCACUCUAGGUGUUUUUGGACUACUACUCCCAUCAUUCAUUAUCUUUGGUCAUGUGAGUUGAUGGUGGGUGUCGGGGUCCAGCAACCCCCAAUCCUGGAGUAAAUGCUUGGUGGUGUGGCCCAAAGGAUAGGAACACAGAACACAGAAAGCCACCUGCAGUCGUGAAGGGAUGCAUACUUGUUUAUUAUUGAUUUGACAAAUGUCAUUCCUUGCCUUUCAGCUCCAAGGAGCUCCCAGGGAAGGAAGAAGGAUAGAAAAAGUUGGAAGGUUAGUGACACCCCCGUGCCCCCUGCCAUAAUAUUCCAGCAGCAUUAAAAACAUGGAAUAAAAGUUUAAAAGGCUUGGAGUAAUAGAAAGAAUGCAGCAAACCCUCCAACCUUUCUCCAAUGAAAAUAGGGACAUCCUAAGGAAAAGUGGGAUAAAAUCAGAAAUGGGGAUGGCUUCUGUAAAUCUAGGACUGUCCACUUGGCGGGUCUGAAUACAGCCAGUUCAGCAGAGUUGGGGAUCUGGAUCUGGAACGCAACAUAGGACAAAUCCCUAUCUGCCCACCUGCCACUCACCUGACAGCAUUAUGACACCAGGUGACCUGUUCUUGCUUGUGCAUACAAUCAGAAUAGCCUUGAAUAGCAUUGCACACAAACGAGAGAGCAAGAAUAUUCCAGCAGCCUUAACAACACAGAAUGAAAGUUUAAAAGGCUUGGAGGAAAACAAUUUUUAAUAAUAAUAAUAAUAAUAAUAAUAAUAAUAAUAAUUUGUUCUGAAAAGACAUAAGGUUCCGUAAACUUCUGUGUGGAGAGCAUACUAAAGCAUGCUACAACAAACCUUAUUUUUGCAGUCCACCUUCUAUGCAUGUAACAUGGUUUUUCAAAAAAAUAAAUAAAUAAAAAAUAAGUGACCGUAGAAUUUCCUUCCAUCCUAAGAGGAAACAGCAGCAGUGACUUAUAGGAAUGUGAUCUGUUGGCACUGCAAACACAGAGGCUGAGCAAAUAUUUAGCAUCAGGAUCUUAAAGUGAGUUAAGCUGGCUCAAUGUCUACGAGGUAUUUACUUCCUUUUGUAGUUCCGUGUCAUAUCCUCAUCAUAUAAAUCCAUUCCCUUAAGUUGGUGCAAACGUUUUCUGAUCUUUUUUGUUUUGUUUGUUUAUAGCCUGCUUGGAAAUGUGGGUCAUAUACAUCUCACCCAGAUCCAUUUGCUCUUUGCAUCUCUAUCUAUAUGGAGGUAGGGGAGAGGAACAAGCUGCUUACGAUUUCUCAAGCUACCUCUGGUUUCGGCGCAUCACAUUUCCAGACAAAAGCUGAAUUUAGGCUUACUUCAAAAAGCAAGUCGCUUAGUCCUGAGACCAGAAAGAGCAAGAUUAUGGAAGUCUCAUACUGAGGUGUAUUUUUGGGUAAACAGAAAUGUAGAGUGUCAGUGCCCCAGGGUCGGUGUUGACUGGGGAUUGGGCUGCAUGGAUACACUUCUGCUACUUACAGACCUUCCAAGUGUCCCUAUUUUCCAGGGACAGUCCCAGAUUUACAGACGCCAUCCCCCUUUCUGUUUUGACCCCAGAAUGUCCUGCUUUUACUUAGGAUGUCCCUAUGUUCAUCAGAGAAAUGUUGGAGGGUAUGGAGUUGUGCAUUCCCCAAGCCAAGGAGAUAUAUAACCUUUAGAAGACACCUGAAAGCCGCCCUGUAUAGGGAAGGUUUUUUUAAUGUUUUAUUACGUCUUUGUAUAUGUUGGAAGCCUUCUAGAGUGGCUGGAGAAACCCAGUCAGAAAGGCUGGGUAUAGGUAAUGAAAUUAUCAUUAUGGAAUGUUGUUGUUGUUGUUUAGUCGUGUCUGACUCUUCGUGACCCCAUGGACCAGAGCACGCCAGGCACUCCUGUCUUCCACUGCCUCCCACAGUUUGGCCAAACUCAUGCUGGUAGCUUCGAGAACACUGUCCAACCAUCUUGUCCUCUGUCGUCCCCUUCUCCUUGUGCCCUCCAUCUUUCCCAACAUCAGGGUCUUUUCCAGGGAGUCUUCUCUUCUCAUGAGGUGGCCAAAGUAUUGGAGCCUCAGCUUCAGGAUCUGUCCUUCCAGGGCUGAUUUCCUUCAGAAUGGAUAGGUUUGAUCUUCUUGCAGUCCAUGGGACUCUCAAGAGUCUCCUCCAGCACAAAAGCAUCAAUUCUUCGGCUAUCAGCCUUCUUUAUGGUCCAGCUCUCACUUCCAUACACCACUACUGUGAAAACCAUAGCUUUUUAAUAUACAGACCUUUGUUGGCAAGGUGAUGUCUCUGCUUUUUAAGAUGCUGUCUAGGUUUGUAAUUGCUUUUCUCCCAAGAAGCAGGCGUCUUUUAAUUUCAUGACUGCUGUCACCAUCUGCAGUGAUCAUGGAGCCCAAGAAAGUAAAAUCUCUCACUGCCUCCAUUUCUUCCCCUUCUAUUUGCCAGGAGGUGAUGGGCCCAGUGGCCAUGAUCUUCGUUUUUUUGAUGUCAAGCUUCAGACCAUAUUUUGCGCUCUCCUCUUUCACCCUCAUUAAAAGGUUCUUUAAUUCCUCCUCACUUUCUGCCAUCAAGGUUGUGUCAUCUGCAUAUCUGAGGUUGUUGAUAUUUCUUCCGGCAAUCUUAAUUCCAGUUUGGGAUUCAUCCAGCCCAGCCUUUCGCAUUAUGGAAUAGGACAUCCCUAUUUUCAUUGGAGAAACGUUGGAGGGGAUGCAUCUCUGCAAAGUAUUACAUAUGGCAUCAGGUGUAUGGGCAGGCAGGUGUCGUUUGGGGAAUACAGCCUCAUGGACAAAAUUUGAACCCCUAAAAGACCAGGUGUGACUCAUGGGCCAGAGUCUCCCCAUCCUGGCUUAGUCUAACCCACUACCAAAAUGCAGGACCUCACAGUCACAGCUCCCAUGUAACAGAUACACACUCAAUGCAAAUCUCAUGAAAAUAUUUCAAAUGUUUCCUGUUGGCUUCCAUAGAUUAGAUGGAUCCACAAAUGUUGACAUUAUGCAAGCCGUUCUCAGUUUUGUGUCAGAAGAACAAUGGUAUGAAUGUAUAAACUUUUUGCAACAGUAUUUCUUUUCUGCUCUGUAAUUAACGCUUGCAGACGGUUUGGUUAGGUACAUUAUGAGCUGGUUGUAAUAUAAGAACACGAAUGGAGUAAUAAAGCAAUGUGUAUGUAUGAUGUGGUGCUCAGUUUACUGCCGGUUGAAUUUUUUUAAUCAAGUGUUUGACUAAAGAGAGCUCUAAUGCCCUAAAAUGAAAAAGAUGUGUUUAUUCCUCAGUCUUGGACUAUGAAGGAGCAACAACAACAACAACAACAACAUCGCCCCAAGUGUCUGCAAAAUGAUAAGUUGGCAAAAUAAAUAUUUGGAUGCUGACUGUAAAGAAGUCAAAUGAAUAUUACUAGCGGUGCUUUGGGGAUUUUGAAAAAACAAGAACAGCUAAGAAAACCCAUUUCUCUAAUGAGCACAGUUUGUGAUUCAGAAUCUGGUGGAUUUUUGAGCCGCGUCCCCUGCGCUUUCAAUACAUGCUGCAACAUCAAGUGAUGGCACACAUGAUCUGAUGCUUGUAUUUUUUUGGGGAAGCCACCCAGAAUGGCUGGGGAAGCCCAGACAGAUGGGCGGGGUAUAAAUAAUAAAUAAUAAUAAUAAUAAUAAUAAUAAUUAUUAUUAUUAUUAUUUAGUCGUGACUUUUACGUCCCCCUCAGCCCUGGGCUUUUUUAAUGGAGCUCAUUCACACGUUCAGCUGUCAAUCAUCAAGUGCAGAGAAAUCAAGUGAUUUAUGUGAAACCUGCCCUUUAGAAAAGAACUGCGCUGUGUGGUUGCUUUUAUACAUAUUUAUCUCAUCUAUUUCAUUGUUUUCACUUAUUUAUACGAAGAGCAAUAACCAACAUUCAACAAUCCCACCCCCACCAGCAGAAGCACCAACUGCCAAAAUGUUAGCGUUAAGCUUUGAAGCAAGGAACCAGUGGUCUUUGGGAUGUCGUUGAGCUCCAGUUCCCAUCGUAGCUGACCACCGGCUGUGCUGUUUGGAGCUGAGGGGAGACGGUAGAAGAAGAAGAAGAAGAGUUUGGAUUUGAUAUCCCGCCUUUCACUCCCUUUAAGGAGUCUCAAAGCGGCUAACAUUCUCCUUUCCCUUCCUCCCCCACAACAAACACUCUGUGAGGUGAGUGGGGCUGAGAGACUUCAAAGAAGUGUGACUGGCCCAAGGUCACCCAGCAGCUGCAUGUGGAGGAGCGGAGACGCAAACCCGGUUCACCAGAUUACGAAUCUACCACUCUUAACCACUACACCACACUGGCUCUCAUACCCAACAACCCUUGUAAGGCUGACAGCUCCCAGUCCUAAAUAGCUUAGGGCCACAUCAUACAUUUAAAGCACCUCCUCCUGGGAACUGCAAUUUGUUAAGGGGAAUUGUAGCUGUGUGAGAGGCAGAGCUCCCCCCCCCCCCACAGCUGGAACUCAGUUCUGGCACCUCUCAGAUGGGCGCCAUUGCCAGUACAGUGGUACCUUGGUUUAAGAACAUCUAAGUUUAAGAACAACUUGGGUUAAGAAUGCUGCAAACCCGGAAGUAGGUGUUUUGGUUUGUGAACUUUGCCUUGGAAGCAGAACAUGUUCUGCUUCCUGUUUGUUCAGUGUGUUCCAUUUGUAAAUUGAGUCCCCUGCUGCUAUGGGAAAGCACACCUUGGUUUAAGAACGCUUUGGUUUAAGAAUGAACUUCCGGAAUGGAUUAAGUUCGUAAACCAAGGUAACACUGUAUAAGAGAACAAGAGAGGUGUUCAUGGUGAGUUCUGGCAUCCCUUUUUAAUAGCACUGGUGAGAGGUAAACUAUAGUUCCCAGGUUUCUCGUGUGCGUGUGCGUGCGUGCUUUAAAUGUGUACACAGCACAGUGGCUUCCAUGAUACUCCACAUCUCCAAUCAUUCUUCGUAGCAUUUGCAUGUCCUGGCAACCAAGGGGAAACCACUUGCAGAUGAAGGAUCCCUCCAUGGGUAUAGCAGAAUUCUUGCAGCUGUACAAGAUGAGGUUAAGUGCGGGAGACCCACCCUCAAAGCCAAGGCACGGUGACAGGUGUUGGGAGGGGGGAGGUCAGAAUGUGGACAUGAAGUCUUUGAGGAGGAGAGGAAGGAGUAGAUUGUGAGCAUUGUAAAGCUGCCCACUACAAGGACAUGGACUGAAUAAGGAGAUUGUUAUUAAAAAAAAAAAAAAGCUUCUGUAAUCGAUAGGGUGUAUCUGUUGGAAAGGUCUGCAUUGUAAGGGAGAAAGAAAUACUGCAGUGAGAUCUUCUCGCAGGUGGAAGCCAAGUGUUCAAAGAAAAGGGUCUUUCAGCACCUGCUUUCGUUAUCUAACCUUUGCAAGUUGGCAUUAACAAGUUCCUGUUUAUCCUUCUGCUGCAAUCGCCGCUGCUUCUUGAAGGAGCCGACCAUGAGAGGGAUCUUUUAUAUGCCAGGUUUCCAUUAAUGGGCAAUUGGCCUUAGAUUUUAUGGCACUGAGUAGCACUUCCUUCUUUAGUGUCUCUCUCCCUCUCUCCCCUCCCCUGUUCGCAUGUUUUGGGGAUAUAUUUCCAUAGGAAAGUUGAUAAGUAUACAUAGACUGGGCAAGUUGUUGAUAGAAUUUUUUUCCUUCACUUUUCACAAUACAUUUAUAAGAGAACGAAGUGAUUUAUGAGAAAUAAAGAAAAGAAAGAAACCAAAAGAAAGAAGAAACUGAAAAAGAAACUACAAAUUCCUCUUUCACUGCUCUAAACUUUCAUCCCUGCAGAGGAAGGUGUGUCCUGCAAGCUCUCACCUGAGCCCAUCCACUCUUCUCCCAACCUCCCAGCCUGCGAGAUCUCCCCUUCACGGUCCUCAGACUGUCCUUCCAACUUCAUCUGUAUACAGUUCUUACCAAUACAGUUAUUGGUAAGUAAUUGUUGUUGUUGUUGUUUCUUCUUUUGAAAAAACCAAGACCACACUGGAAUCGUGGAAGACCAGUGUUAACUAAAGCCCAAGGUGCCGCACAAUGCAAACAGGAACACCAGGGACUUUUAUUUCUCUCGCCUGAGCAGCUUGCUUAGCAAUAUCCUCGGGUGACAUUUUUGCAAGGGGUCAUGGGACCUUGGAGCGAUGCCAGCAGCAGCAUUGGAAACUUGGCUCACUAAUUACUCCCACUGCCUUUCCCUCUCCUACCCCACCCCACCUCUCUCUCUCUCUCUCUCUCUCUCUCUCUCUCUCUCUCUCCUCAGUUCAGGUAGUGAAACCAAUAUGUUUCAACAUGUUCUGGCAUGUGAGUUCCUUUUGAGGCCUGCUCUCUCUCCCCUCACACACAACUCACACACACACAGAGAAAGAACCCAUGCAGAAUACUACAAAUAACAAAAAGCUCUCUCUGUACUCAGCAGUGCACCACUGCAGGUGCAGAAUGUGUCCCAGCAGCGUGGGUGUGUUGAGAUAAGCAAACUUCCACUUUUUUGGGGGUGGGGGUGGUUUGGUUGCUCACACUGAGGCAAUUCUUUCUGAGCUGUGCAUGCAUAGCAGUGAAAUCUGAAGGUUAUGGGGGUGGGAAUUUUGGAUAUGAGUGAAAUGGCAACUCAGGACUGACUCAGGGGUGUUUUUCUUUGAAAAGUAGUUUGGAAGAGGGAGCAAAAGUUUGUUUGCUUCUCUUCUUUUUCUUUUUUUAAAAAAUACUCAUGAGGUAAUCUAAUCUCCUCCCUCACCUGCAGGUGCAACAGGGAUGGCUCACAAUAUACAAAAAGGAGGAAAUUCCUUGUUGACACAGGUGAUCGGUGCUAAGUGGCCAAAAUUGAUAGAAUAAUAUCAGUGCUCUCCAGCUACCAAAAGCUGCCAAUUUCAACCUACCACAGUGAGGCUGCUUUCUCCAGCUCUGUGUUCCACAGGAAGGUGAUUCUACAGCUUCUUUUCUUGGGGGAGAUGAAGACUUUGAAGAGAGUUUGGAUUUUAUAUCCUGCUUUAUCACUACCUGAAGGAGUCUCAAAGCGGCUAACAUUCUCCUUUCCCUUCCUCCCCCAGAACAAACACUCUGUGAGGUGAGUGGGGCUGAGAGACUUCAAAGAAGUGUGACUAGCCCAAGGUCACCCAGCAGCUGCAUGUGGAGGAGCGGAGACGCAAACCUGGUUCACCAGCUUACGAAUCUAUCGCUCUUAACCACUACACCAAUUAUAGCUAAUUUCUUACUCCUCAUGAAUGCUCUGAUCCCUGAAUGCAAUGUGCUGUACAGUGCAAUGCAAUGCAAUGCAAUGCAAUGUGAGAGACACUAGGCCUGCUAGGUUUGAUGGACCAUAGGGGGAGCAUGGAGAGAGGAGAGGAAGGGGGAUUCCCAUUGCAAAGGCAGAAAUUCUUGCACAAAUGGGACAGCAGUGUUGGCUAUAACACUGUGAAAUGCGAAUGGUAGCAGUAAGUCUGCUGCAUUUCUAUGUGAAGUUAAAAUACAUACAGAUAAGAACAGCUUUACCUCACUAUUUACAGGCACCCAUGUAAUCUACUAUUGCACCCAUGUAAUGUACUAACCGCAGAAAGGGGCGCAGGGGGCAUCUAAGCCACUGAGCCUCUUGGACUUGCUGAUUGUAAGGUCAGCAGUUCAAAUCUACAUGACGGGAGUUGCUCUGUCCCAGAAGUUUGAAAGCAUACCAGCACGAGUAGAUAAAUAGGUACCGCUGCAGCGGGAAGGUGCACUCUGGCACUUGUCACGGUGUCCUGUUGUGCCAGAAGCAGUUUAGUCAUGCUGGCCACAUGACCCAGAAAACUGUAUGUGGUCAAACGCCGGCUCCCUCGGCCUAAAGCAAGAUGAGUGCCGCACCCCAUAGUCGCCUUUGACUGGACUCAGCUGUCCAGGGGUCCUUUACCUUUACCUACCUUUUGUCUACCACAACUUCACGCUCAUGCUGAACUACUGUAGUAGUUCCAUGAAGAGAAGUGUUUAAGGAGGUCACAAGGACUCUCGGUUGUGUGUUAUGCUAAUAUCUGUUGAUCCAUAUUGUGAGCUGGUUGGUUUAUGGUUUUACUAUUUAAUGACACGGUCAGGCAGAUAGAUGCCCUGAGCAGGUCUGUUGAUGGAGAUGUAUGCUGGACUCACCUGUUAGAGAGUUGGGUUUCUCAGACUCUGGUAGUAAAGAAAACACUCAUCACUUCCACAAGUAUAAUUAGAUAAAACAAACAAACUUGUACAGUAGAUUGGCCUCUCAUCCGGGGCCUUGAGGCAGGUAUAUCAAGCCAUGUGACAUGCAGGUAGUGUUACAAUCUAUUGUUUGUUCUAAAUCUCAGCCUCAGGGAACAGGCAAUUAAAGAUAAACAUAGCCCAGGCAUAAAAUAAAAAGAGCAUCCUGGCCAGGCCAGUCAAAAGAUCAACCAGGUGCGGAGUGAUAAAAAGUCUUUGAAUUGUUGCACCCCAGGUGACUGGCAAUUGUGCUUGCUCCCUCUCUCUUUUCUCCUCCUAGCAUUAAGAAGCAUUAAUGUCUGAGGACAUAGUUAGUCCCUCUUCAAACUGCUUGUGGGUAAAGUGCUAUAGCUCAGUGGUAAAUCACAUACUUAGUAUAUAUAUAAGGUCCCAACUUUGAUCUCUGGCACCUUGAAAAAGGACUGAAAAGGACUCCUGUCUAAAGUCAUGGAAAGCCACUACCAGUCAGCAUGGACAUUCUAUGUCACCUCAGUCUCCAAGCCCUCACCUAGGGUUUGGUUUCCUUGGAAUGAAGGCCAGCAGAGACUGUGGUGUCCUUAGGAUAUAUGGUUAUAUUUAUACAUAUAUACAACCUGAGCAUAGGGUAAGAAGGGGCUCACAGCAUUAAUACAUCAAUUGAACUUGCUUCCCCAGUCAGAUUCCAUGAGAAGCCCUGAUUCCAGUUUAGGGCUCAGCAGAAGGUUGAAACAUGUCCUCUACCUGCAGCUUCUAGCUUGCUUCCAGAUUGAAACCUACCCACCUUGGCUAUCAUUCUCCUUGUAGCAGCUAGGUGAGCAGUGUUGGGGGGAAGGCCCAUCAAUUUGUUCUAUGGCACAGAGCAACUUCUUUGUGCUAAAUUGUGGUCCUUAACUAGCUAGCCAAGCUAGUUGGCAAAGGGAUUUGGUUUGGUAAGCUUGGGAUACAGGAUCCCAAGAAUUGGAAGGGACCUAAGAUACCAGCCAGACCAACCGACUCCCCCCCUUGCCGCCCAAUUCAUAACAGUACUGAAUUAGAUGGUCUGACUGGGCACAAAGCACUGCUCAUCCUGACCCAUACAUUCAUAAGCAUACAUAAAAUUUAAGGUGGCAGGAGAUGCAGCAGGAGUUUAGAAGAUGCUGUGGUGUCUUCCAGGAAGUCCAUGUGUGUUGCUGCAAGAAACAACAGGUUGUGUUCAGCUUAGUUGCUUGAAGGAUGGAGGGAGAUUGUAUUCAGCAGAUGUCACACCACCAAUAAAGAAUGGCUAAACUAGAGCAACUGCCUGGAUUUAAUUUUUUGAAGGUAGGUUGGGGCGAACAUGAGAAAACAAUGUACUUAUUCAUAGUUUCUGUUUCUGAUAUAAAGUGGUCUACAUACCCUUUAGUAUCCAAUUAGCAUCAUGGCUGCAUGGACCAUACCACAUCAAUAAUAAAGGGCUUAUCAAAAUGACUCAUUUGGGAAAGAUGGUUAUCUCAAGUUCCCCUUCUCUACCUCAUACUGUCCCUUGAGAUUUGAAUCAUCAGUUCUCUUUUGUGGUUGAUAUAAAGGUCCUCUGGGGUUGGUGAGUUAUUGUUUACAUGGGAUUUUUUCAUGAUAAAUAUCACAGAACUUUUUAAUGGUGAGGCUGUUUCAACAGAACAGUUUAUAGCACGAUGCUAUUUCUCAUUGCAGACUGGUCUCCUUUGAGGGGGUGAGGGGCAUGCUGGGACAUUUAUGGGUCCAUAAAUGCAGACAAUAAAUGAGCACCAAAUAAAACCCAACUUUAAGAAGCUGCUACAGCAGUUUCUAGGUGCCCUCUCCAUGUCCCACAGUCCUCCUGUGAACAUUAGGCCUCAGCAUCAUAAGAGUUUCCUCAAUACUUGUUAGCAACUGUUCACACCAAUCAGGCAAGAGUGUCCGUUUCCACAAGCAGAGCUGAAACAGUGUACAUCACACUUUGCAAUGCUCAAGUAGUUCACUUCAGUAGUCAAUAGUCAUUGCACAUUACACAAGUUGGUAAGUUGUGCCUACAUUAUGAGCAAGGCCAUGCAUUAGUCAUGUAUGUAUUUAUAGCUUUGUGAGUCUUAAGCUCAGGGUCGUGGGUUCAAGCCCCAUGUUGGGCAAAAGAUUCCUGCAUCUCUCUCUCUCUCUCUUCAUCAUAGUCAUUAAGAAGGGUAAAUCCAAUUUAAAAAUCACUAUUCUGUAAUAUUAUAAAAGCCGUUUUCUGGAUUAGCUACUUCUUGGCAUCCUUAACUACUUAUUUUAACUGAAGUAACCUAAAGGUUACUGUGGGUUAAACCACAGAGCCUAGGACUUGCUGAUCAGAAGGUCAGCGGUUCGAAUCCCCAUGACUGGGUGAGCUCCCGUUGCUUGGUCCCAGCUACUGCCAACCUAGCAGUUCGAAAGCACAUCAAAGUGCAAGUAGAUAAAUAGGUACCGCUUUGGAGGGAAGGUAAAUGACGUUUCUGUGUGCUGCUCUGCUUCGCCAGAAGCAGCUUAGUCAUGCUGGCCACAUGACCCGGAAGCUGUACGCCGGCUCCCUCGGCCAAUAAAGCGAGAUGAGCGCUGCAACAGUAUCAGAACCACCUAACACUUGCCAAUGUGAACUUAUAUGUAUGGAUUAAAAUCACAGCUAUUAAAUCAUUUUUUUCAGUGGGUGAACGGACAGCCCCUGCCCCCCACAUUUACUUUGACUGCAUGAGCAGGGGAGGAGUGUAAACACGUAUGGCUCUCAGCAGCCCACUUAUGAAGUAUUGCAAGCAUGCAGUUAAAUCUGUUAUUCUCUAUUUUUAUGACUUUGCCAGGCUCAACAUUCAUUUGAAAAGAACAAGGGAUCCGAUCCUGUAUACAUGUAGACAUAGAAGCCUUGUAAGAGAAGGAAAAGAAUAAGACGACUAAUUCAAUCCUGCCCCCCAUGCAUUUGGACCUCCUAGAUUUGAAAAUGAUUGUUCUUAAAAUGUUCAGUCCAGUUGUCUAGGGUAUGAUUCUGAUUUAGAAUUCCAAGCUUGUCCUCCAAAAUGCUUGCAAUUCCACACAAGUUUUUCUAGGUUAUUAGUAGAAUAAUAUUCUGUAGCCAUCCAGCAAAAUCAUGAUUAACUGCGACAGCGCUUUGCAGAGUUCCACUUGAUAUCCCUGUCCAACCUAAUAAUCACUCUUUUGAGUAGGGUUCAUCCACUAAUUUGUUGCCUAUAUUUUAGUGCUUUGAUAUUGAUAUCUUGGCAUGUUUCAAUUUUCAUAUAAAUAUCUAGAGAGAGAGAAAAAAAGUCAUAGGACUGGUUCACAUACACAUAUACUUUGCUUGAUCCCAUCAGCUGAUUUAUCGCUACUUGAUGUGUGAAAUAUUCACACUGGAAAAUUUAAACUGUUGUCGUUUGCAGUACACAAAAAGAAAGUCCCUCUGAAUUCAAUGGGAAGCACACACUUGUUACGGUGCUUAGGAUCUGCACAUGCAAACCAUCACUGGAUGUGUGUUUCAAUUGGCAAUGAACAUUCUUGUGAGAACCAGCUGGGGAGUGGAAUAUCUGCUACAACCGCAGGCAUUUGAAAUCUUAGUCCUGAACACAAAAAAGCCAUUUCAAGUAAGCAAACCAAAGUCCUUCCUGAGCUUAAAGUUUAGGAAGGCCCUGGGAUUCCAUGGCUAGAACAUUGUGGGAAGUUAAAGAACUUCAUACUCAUCUAAAGUCUGAAUUUGCCCAUAGUGGCUGGGGAAACCCAGCCAGAUGUGCAGGGUAUAAAUAAAAUCAUCAUCCUCAUUCAUCAUCAUCACCAUCAUCUUCACUUGACCUGCUCCAUCCCCACUCACCUGAUAAUCUUUUACCUGGUCUCCUCUGGUGAAUAAUAUUUGGCCACCAGGUGACUAGACAGGCAAGCUUCACAAUUCUCUCUCCCUACUCCCUGUUUUUUUAAGCACAAAAAUGACUCGUCAUAUUUGUUCUUCCAUGCCUUUGCUCUUAAUAGACAAAACAUAACGUAUAUUGUCGGGGAGACUUUGGCAAGAAAACAUCACUUUCCUUGGCCCUGAAUGUCAAGCUCAAACCGAGCAUUAAAUCUUAUAAACAAUGAUAUGACAAAGACAUUCCUCCCUCUUGCUGUUUUUAUUACAGUAUUGUCAGGCUACAAUUUAUUGUCUGCAUUGUUAUACAAAGCAAGUAUCUCAAAGCAGUUUAAUAACAUAAAUUAAUUUAGGCCUGUAUUUCAAAAAUUCUGUGAGUUAAAUUUCAGUGUUAGUUGUUGAGACAUCCACUCCCCCUCCACUUUCCCCUGGAAUUUGAUUACAAGGAAUAAGUUGUAUUGUAUUGAGGGGGGUCCCUGAAGUUUAUUCCUUGCUUAAUUGUCAGUUGUUUCUUAGAAGCAUUUGGAACUGGAGUUCAUGUUUUGUGAGAGCCAAAUUCAUGGACAGUAUAUAGGCCCAGCACAUGAGAGCCUGCGUGGUGUAGUGGUUAAGAGCGGUGGACUUGUAAUCUGGUGAACUGGGUUUGAUUCCCUGCUCCUCUACAUGCAGCUGCUGGGUGACCUUGGGCUAGUCACACUUCUCUGAAGUCUCUCAGCCUCACUCACCUCACAGAGUGUUUGUUGUGGGGGAGGAAGGGAAAGGAGAAUGUUAGCCGCUUUGAGACUCCUUCGGGUAGUGAUAAAGCGGGAUAUCAAAUCCAAACUCUUCUUCUUAUAACUUGAAAUACAUUGGGCCUCAAUAUAUUUGUGGCCUCUGACAUGCAUCCCUCCUUUGUUGCUAUGCUGAUGUAUCUCCUCUCUGCCCCCCACCCCCUAAUUAUUUAGAACUUCCCACUACAGAACAUCAUGUUUCAUCUCUCAUCAACCAGCAAUCACGGAUGGCAAUAAAGCUGCUCCUCCGCAGGCAAGUAGAAGUUGAACAACUGCUGAAGUUUUUCUCCAUUGCCGCAGUUUUCUCCAUGCCAGGAAAAGUCAUGUUGCUUGCUCAUGCAAAUUAGAAGUGAAAGCGUGGAAGGCAUGGAGGUCAACAUUAGAUGGCGCUGGAGCCAAUGACAAGGGGAGCUAACUAAUUCUAGUUUUGUCUUGAUCUUCCUCUCUGUUGAGUUCUAUACAGCCAACAGUGAGAAUAAGGAGGAUGAAGCUCGUAGGCAGUGACAGGCCCCUAGGUAGUUUGUAAAUAAGAAGGAAGGCAGGUUAGGUAGCUAGCUGAGGACAAAUCAAGGUGAUAGGACACCAACCCAUCUGCCUUCAUUGACCAACCUCAACUAGUUCCUUGAAAUUCUUUCAGGUAAUGAUUUAAGCAUGCAGGAGCCAUGUCAGGAAAAGGUAAGAAGCUGAGCGUUAUGAGCAGUAGCGUUCAUCAUUGCAACAUGUGCUAGAUGAAAAUUUGCAGUCUCAGCAGUGUGCUCUCCCAAUAACAAAGAACAAAUUGCGGGGGAUCAUGGCCACAUGGACAGAGUUCCUCCUGGAUUUUCAGGGGACUAAUUUCUAACUGGACAGAACCUUAAAAUAGCAAACUGUCCAGAAUAACAGGGGACACCUGGCCAAUGUAUUUCUAGAUCUACCUGGAGAUGCCAAACAUUGGGCCUGCAACUUUCUGUAUGCAAAGCAUGUGCUCUACCGCUGAGCGAUAGAACUGCCCCAAACUUCUUACCAAGCGUGAAGAAAUGGAGUUGGUUGGAUAGGCCCAGCCCUGCAGAAAUCCAAGCAUCUACAACAGGGGCAUUGGGUCAAGCUGGUAACUGGCCCAUCUAUCUGCUAUUACCUUCCUAAACUGAGCUAUGGAGUCUCCACUCUUGGAAACUGGCUCCAGGAGUCUAGCAGUGCCCCACUGCUGUGUUUUCUGCCCUGCAUGCAGAGCAACAGUUUGCCAGCAAUUUGCAAAAUUAAAGUUAGAACAAACAGUUUGUUCAGGUGGAGCCAUUAAAUCUGCUGCUGUUGCAGGUCUCAAAACUACUGGAAGUAGUGAAAGCUGGAAGGAGAUUUGGAAUAGAUCGCCCAAUAAACUGGUGUAUUUAUUUACAUUGGCAUGGUUUUCUGCUGUAGGGAACCCUGUUCCAAGAGGUGUUAGUCUGGGCAUGGUCAGCACUGGCAUAGAGUUUACAUAAAAUGAAGAUUCGGGAGAUUACUGGGCACAAGAACAGGCUUCAGGAACAUUAUAAAUGUUAAAGCACUUAAGAAUGUUAAGCCAGCAAGAUUGCCGUUUGCUCUGAGCAUUCUAAACACCUCUUUCGAAAAGAGAAUUUUGGCAUUUGUUCUGGAACGGCCAAGACAGUGUCUCAUUGUCCUCAGGGACUGGGCUGUGAGAUGGCCGGCAGCCACUGAUGAUAUGUUUGGCAGAGACCUCUAUAGUUUUCAGAGACCAAUUGUUUGCUAGGACCCAACAUUGCCACUGUUCAAGCUGUGAACCAAACUACGUGAAGACAGAAAUCCCACGUUAACCCCAGAAGCUCAGCCAUCGUUGUUGAGCUAAACUGCUCCACUUGCCCCCUUUGUCUGUCUUCUGCUGGCAUUGAAUGCGGCACACACUUAGCAGAGCCUCUUUCCAACAUGAUUCAUUGGAGGGGGGGUCUCUCGCUCACCCCAGUUCCUUGCACAACUGCUUCACAUACUGCUGGAAUUAUUAUACUGGUUCAAUAUGUUCGAGAGUACACAAUGGCAUAUGUCCUCUCAGAGACUGUUCUUUAAUUAUUAUUUUUAAAUUAUGUUCCCCAUGCCCUGUGCUUGCAUGUAAACUGACUACAAAGGUUUGAAAGAGCUGAAGCUGGUUUGUGCCUGGUGUAUUUUGCAAGAUCAGGUCCAAUACUAAUAAGAAGCAGGUAUUCAGAAACUUUAAAAAACCCCUAUCUGCUGAUAAAUGAUGAUACCCAACCUGCAAAUAUAUUCCAGGAACCUAGCUAUUAAUGAUAAGAUGGGGAGUACGGAGGAGAAAUGAUUCUGAGGAGAUAUGGAAGGUUUGCAGAAUUCGUACUGUUAAAAUGGAAAGGGGUCAAACCAUCGCAAGAGAUGUUGACAUUUUGGGAAGUUGAAUAGUUACAAUGGAGUGGUCUUGGGGAUGGGGGUGCAUGUUUUUAUUUAAUAUUAUUGCUUUGUUUAAAAUUUAACAAAUAAAGUAUUUCGGGAAAUCUUAGCAAGAGGUCACUGAGUCCACAUUGCCACAGUGAAGGAGAACAAACAUAGAAAAAGGUAACUGCUACAUAAAGGUUCCCAGUUUUGAACAUUUCUCUUCCAUUUGUCAACUGAGCAAAAAAAAAAAAAAAAAGGUAAAAAAAAGUGGGGGUACUUAAGGUACAGUACAAUAAUUAAAAACCAAUACAUAUAAUAAAAUUAUUAAUCACCAUGGAACAAUUAGUUCAAAAGCAGGAGAACAGAGAUAAAAACUAGAACUAGGUUAGGAUUAACACGCCAACAUCCCUAAGAAGGAAAUUUCCAAAGUGCUGGACUUUUUAGUUUAGGGAGCAAGCGGGGGAAAGGCAACAGAGGGAGAUAAGAUGGUGAUUAUGUAUGGCAUGGAGAAAGGGGAAAGAGACACGUUUUCCUCCCCCUCGUAAUACCAGAACUCGGGGUCAUCCAAUGAAAUUGGAGGAGAUUCAGACAAAAGGAGAUUCUGGACAGAACAGCACACAGCUAAUUUAUGGAAUUCACUUUCACAAGAUGAGGUGAUGGCCAGCAGUUUAGAUGGCUUUAAAAUGAGCUUAGGCAUAUUUGUGGAGCAGGGGUGGGUGGGGAAUCUGUCAAAGGCUACUACUAAUGCUUAUUUGUCAUAUCAUAUGCUUUCUUCAGGGUUAAAGGCAGUGUGAGAGGGCUGCUGCUUUCACGUCCUACUUGUGGACAUGUGGGAAGCAGAAUGCUGGGUUAGAUGAAUCUCUGGUCUGAUCCAACAAGUAAAACAGGAGAUUUAAAAGCCUAGCGAGGGGUGCGGAACCUGUGACCCUCCAGGCAUUGUUGAACUCCAACUCCCAUCUGCCCUGACCACUGGCCUUGCUGGCUGGGGUUGAUGGGAAUGUGAACGAGCAUCAUCUUGAGGACCAGUUUCUCCAACUCUGGCUAAAAGGUGCCAAGAAGGACAUCAGUGGCACUGCCAGGUUAGCUUCACUGGAUAGUGCAUCCCAGAGAUGAGAUGCCACCACUGAAAAGGCCCCGUCUUGGGUCACUACUUGUGUCAUCUUUGAUGCCAGAGGUAUCUGAGGAAGAUUUCCUAACAUCUGGGCAGGGGGGCAAAUUAGAAGUCAGCAGUCCUUAAGGCAUGUACCAGAAGAACAUGCAUGUGCCUAAACAUUGCAUUGCAAGAUAAGAUCCCAACGCACCCUGAUAACUUAGGGUUUUUAUCUCUGCCUUGUACAUGUUGCAAUUUUACCUCUGGCUACCUAGCCUAGCUAAUAAAUACUAUGUGUGUUGUAAUAUAGGUGAGGAGCCUUUGUCAUAAACAAUCUAGCCCAUCUAGUCAGAGAGACUGACCAGGUGCCUAUGGGAAUCCUGCAAGGCAGGCAUUAGCAGAACAGCACUCUGCACAUCUGCAGUUCCCAGCAGCUGGCAUUCAGAGGCACGAUGCCUCCAAUCCUGCUGGUGGAUCAUGCCCAUCAUGGCUACUAGCCCUUGAUAGCCUUGUCCUCAAAGAAUUUGUCUACUCCUCUUUUAAAGCCAUCCAAUUUGCUGGCCAACACUGCAUCCUAUGCAAGUUCCAUAGCUUAACUAUGGGCUCUGAUGUCGCCAGCCCAUAACUUGUCCUCAUUAGUAGGUCAAUGGUCAGGUAAGUCUUCUAAUAAGAAAAAUAAAAUCUGCUCGGGGGAAAAAAACACAGAGAGAGAAAUCAGAAUGCUAGUGGAUCAACAUGUUUACAAACUUAGGCUGGGACCGAAAAUCUCUUUCCACCCUCAGUUUAUUGAAUAUAGUUUCCCCUCUGAAAAUGGAGGCUGCUUUUUUGCUGGGGAAGAACUAUUUCAGGUGUGUGUGUGUGGGGGGGGUGCUGCUUCCCUUUUGGGAUAUUCUCAGGGUGUGUAGCCAGUGGUAGAAGGAGUUGCUGGCUACCAGCUGUAGAAAGAGCAACCCAAUAUUACAAGCAGUGUGCAGCUUUUUUUAACAUUAGGAAAUGUGAGGGGCAAAGGGAAUGGAAAACCUAUGACCACUUCAUUAGGUUAAGCAUGAUAAGUAAUAGUGGUACCUUGGGUUAAGUACUUAAUUCGUUCCGGAGGUCCGUUUCUGUUCUUAACCUGAAAUUGUUCUUAACCUGAAGCACCACUUUAGCUAAUGGGGCCUCCUGCUGCUGCCGCGCCGCCAGAGCACGAUUUCAGUUCUCAGCCUGAAUCAAAGUUCUUAACCUGAGGUAAUAUUUCUGGGUUAGCAGAGUCUGUAACCUGAAGCGUAUGUAACCUGAAGCGUAUGUAACCCGAGGUACCACUGUAACCCUCUUCCUUGAUUUUUUUGGCAGGGCUUCCCUUGAACUGUACCCACCCACUAAAUGGUUGUUUGUUUGUUUUUAAAGGGAUUUUCCAAAAUUGCAGUGACGCCAGACUAA